Caenorhabditis elegans is the source of this 3415-nucleotide messenger RNA. Lineage: Eukaryota; Metazoa; Nematoda; Chromadorea; Rhabditida; Rhabditidae. The record is from the annotation of a RefSeq genome assembly.
AUGAAGAAGAACCCUGUGCUGAAGAAAGUUGUCGAAUCGAUUAAUCUGGUAUCUACUGCUCAUUCCUUUGAGAAGAAAUCGAAUCUAGCUGUUCUGGAAAACCUGCCCGAUGCGAAAAACCCGGAUCAAGUUAGUUCCGAUUUUAAUCUGGUUAAAUCUUUCUCCCUUGAAUUCUCUCUCCCUGUUCCCACUGAAGUUUUUAGAGUUGCUACCAAAAAUUCCAAAAUCAUUUCCCGGCCAACUAAAGUUCGUUUCAAUUCUGAAUCCCUUCGCGAUGAAUUUCUUACUGGUUUCUAUAAAAAUUGGCGCAACUUUUCCUCUAUUCCGCAAUCUCCUCGACCCAUCCGUGCGCGUAGGGACUUGACUCCCCUCGAGCUUGUCGCGCUUCGUGAACUCCGUAAGGAGGCCUACGAAGCGAACCAGGCUGCGGGCUGCAUUGCGCACGUUAUCCGGGAUCUUGAAAUUGUGGACCUGAUCUAUCCUCGUCCUUUUCCGAUGAACCCAAUUUCAAUCCCUCUCGCCGCAUAGGGAGACGGCCGCCUGACACUGAAUGAUUUAACGCCUCUUUCAAAUGACAUCCCAACACAACAAACAUCACAAUUAAAUACAAAACUUAAACAUAACUCAAAGGCGGCUCUCGUCUGUGUUUCAAAGCCCAAGCUGGUUAAUUGCAUGUAGGCUAAUGCUCGUUCCAUUGCAUCGCUUGAAAAACUUGAAUUUGUCCAUAAGUUCGUAGCCUCUAAUAGUUUAGACAUCUUGUUUGUUACCGAAACAUUUCUAAGUAAUGCUUUUACUGAUUUCUCAUGCUCUUCACCUCACUAUACCUGCAUAAGAUCUGAUCGGCUUGAGUGCCAUCCAAAAAAUGCGGCGGAGGUACUGCUGUGUUUUUUCAUAAAAAAUGGGCUCUUACGCCUGUCUCAAUUGCACCUUCCUUUUAUCUCUCGCAUUUUUGUCAAAUUCUGGCAUUAGACCAUAAGCAAUCCAAAACUAGAUUUAUACUGAUAUACCGCCCCCAUCCACUACCGCAAGUAGAACCGCUGAGCUCUUUAAAAAUCUAAACCAGCUUCUCGACUGCCCCUCCUAUACUUAUGUCCUCCUCGGUGAUUUCAAUUUUGCAAACACCAAGUGGAAUUCAAAUUUUCUUCCCACGGGCUCUGAGUAUUUCUAUAAUUGGAUGAAAUUUCAUGAUCUGGCACAAAUGGUAAAUUUUCCGACUCGGUUUUCCAAAUUAAACAGUGGCACGUUUCUUGAUCUCAUAUUUACAAAUAAUUCCGGUGUUUUACAAAAUUUAAAACCGGGUACUCCAUUUAUAAACUCAGAUCAUAUUUCCAUUUUCUUCUCCUUAUCUCUCCCCCAGCCCACUCCUGCUCAUUCUGCCCCUCCCAAGUCUUUUAUGAAUUUCAGAAAAUGUGAUUUUUUCAACCUCAAUGGAUACAUGGUGUCAUACAAUUGGCCUAAACAGCUAUCAUUCUUUGCUCCACCUGAUUCUAAGCUUAAUCAUUUUCUCAACAUUUUUAAUGAGCUUAUCUCUGAUUUCACUCCCCAAUAUCCAACAUUAAGAGUUCAAAGUCCAAAAGUUACAGGUAGGAAAUUAUACAGAAAACUUCGUAAGCAUCACCCAGACACUGAAUCCUCAGUUUUGAAAAAGAGAGUUAAAUCAAGAUUAAAAUUCCUCAAAAAGAAAAAUAUGGCUUUUGAAAAUAAAUUAAUUCACUCUAAGAACUCUAAAAGUCUAUUCUCUUACAUUAGAAAUCGUAUAAAGCCUUCCAGUUCUCUCACUCAUUUCUCUGUAGACAAUAAUAAUGUUGAUAAACCGAUUGAAAUGGCGGAAGUAUUAGUUAAAGAGUUUUCAAAAAGUUUUGUUACUCAUGAUCCACCCUUCCCAACUUUUCCUUCCUGUGAGAGCACACCGUCCCCAGUAGAUACAUCGCCAUUAACUAUCGCGAGUACCAUUCUUAAACUAAAACCCAAAAUAGGUUAUUCCCUUGACAACAUAAAUUUUUUUAUUUUAAAAAAGUGCUGCGAUUCCAUUUCUAUUCCUUUAUCUCUAAUUUUUAAAGAAUUCAUAACUACGAAUUCAUUCCCAUCCUGCUGGAAAACCUCAAUUGUGAUACCUGUACACAAAAAGGGCAACAGUAGUGACCCCAAAAACUAUAGGCCCAUAGCCUUGACUCAUCCAUUGUCCAGAUUAUUCGAAAGAAUAGUAUUAAAUCCUACCAGGAAAACAUUCUCCCAUAAGAUAUCCAAAUUUCAGUUUGGAUUCUUAAACAAUAGAUCGUGUAUAACUGCCCACCUAAAUGCUUCAUCUAAUUACCAUAAAAUUCUUUCGGUACCCAAUCAGUUUGUUGAUAUUAUCCUUUUCGAUUUCGCUAAGGCGUUCGAUUCGGUGCCACACGAGCUUCUUUUAUGCAAAUUGAGAAACUUCGGUUUCGAUGAUAACAUUUGCUUGUGGUUUAAAGCCUUUAUAUCAGAUCGCGUCUCAAAAGUGAAAAUUGGUGAUUCCUUGUCAAAUUCUUCCUUCAAGAACUCUUCUGGUGUCCUACAAGGCACUGUCACUGGACCCUUUCUUUUUUUGGUCUAUAUAAAUGACCUUCUUGAUCUAUUCCCCCCUGAUGUUCACGUUAUUGCAUUUGCCGACGACCUCAAACUUUUCAGCAAUAACUGUCAAAGCUUGCGGUCAUCUAUAAAAAUAAUUGAAAACUGGUGUAAAAUUUGGCAGCUCAAGCUAGCCGAAAAUAAAACAAAGGUACUUCAUGUUGGUAAGAAAAACCCAAAAUAUAAAUAUUAUGUAAACGGACAAAAUAUUGAAUGUUGUUCUAAAGCCUGUGAUCUUGGCAUAUGGGUCGAUGAUCAAUUAGCUUAUGAAAAACACAUUCUAGUCAAAGUAAAUGCAGCAAUGUUUAAAUGCCGCCAAAUACUCAAAAACUUCCGCUCUCUUAAUAUGAUGUUCUACUUCAAAUUAUUUAAUACUUAUAUUAGACCAAUUCUGGAAUACGGAUGUGAAAUUUAUCAUCCUAAAUCUGCUUCCCUGACCAAAAAAUUAGAGCAGCCCCUACGUUACUUUUCUAGGCAUGUUUUCAAGAAAUGUAAAACUCAAUACGAUUCAUAUGAGCAUCGCCUCAAUCAGUCAAACCAGCAGUCCUUGAAGCACAGACGAGUCUUCCUUAUAUUGAAAACAUUCCACAACAUAAUAACCGGCAAAUAUCAUUUUCCAAAUCUAGCCCUCUAUCUUAAAAAUUCCAAAUCUCCCCGGUUUCCAUAUCAAAUGACUGCAAUAGGCAAAACAAAUAACAACAGUUUUCUCCACACACAUCUUACAAUAUGGAAUUUAGUAACAAAACAUUUCCCGGUGCCAGUGUCAGGCUAUACGUUCUCCAAGCGCAUUUCUUGCCUCCCUCUUGAAUCUUAUGUAUGA